AUGGGCGGCGGGGCGCGGGAGCUGGCCGGGUACCUGGCGGCGCUGGCCGGCUGGGUGGCGGGGCUGGCGGCCGCCGUGCUGCCGCAGUGGCGGCAGAGCUCGUACGCCGGGGACGCCAUCAUCACGGCCGUGGGGCUCCACGAGGGGCUGUGGAUGAGUUGCGCCGCCCAGAGCACCGGGCAGGUGCAGUGCCGCCUGCACGACUCGCUGCUCUCCCUCGAAGUUCACAUCCAGACAUGCCGGGCUCUCAUGGUCGUUUCUCUCCUCCUGGGCUUCUUUGGCAUCAUCGUGAGCGUGGUGGGCAUGAAAUGCACUAAAGUUGGGGAGGAGGAUCCUGUCACCAAAAGCCGCAUAGCUGUUGCUGGAGGUGUUCUCUUCGUUCUCUCUGGUCUGUGCACACUGGCUGCCGUGUCGUUGUAUGCAACGCAGGUGACCUAUGAGUUCUUCAGAGAGAGCACCAUCCCCAUCAACACUAGGUACGAAUUCGGCUCUGCUCUCUUCGUGGGCUGGGGGGCCGCCAGCCUCUCCAUGUUGGGGGGGUCCCUCCUGUGCUGCUCCUGCCCUGCCAAGGAGCGCCGAGGACAGCAGUACCAUCAGCAGGCACAGCCCUCCACAGCCCGGGAGUACAUCUGAGCCCUCGCCCUGCGCUCCUGCUGCCCAGUGCCUCCCCUCCCUCCCAAAAAGAGGCAAGACCCUGGUGUUCCCACCCUGCCUGGACCCUGAAUGUCCCGUGAGACCUUUCUCCUUCUUAUCUUCCAGGUUUCAGCACCAAUUUCAGUGCCAGCCUCUAAAGUAGAGGUUUGAAGUGUCACACCUGUCACAUCCAUCAUUGCUGUGUUCUCCUCAGCGGGGCGGGGUGGUACCCCCAGCCCCACAUUGUGGCCAUGCCAUCUCUGUCUGUCGCAGGGGUUCUCUGGGGGUGCUGCAGGGAGGUGAUGCCAGUG
This is a messenger RNA of Melozone crissalis (California towhee), 944 nucleotides long. It is a transcript of the gene CLDN19, whose product is annotated as claudin 19. Bases 1 to 633 code for a protein of 210 amino acids. Gene Ontology annotation, molecular function: structural molecule activity. The transcript is spliced from 4 exons. Lineage: Eukaryota; Metazoa; Chordata; Aves; Passeriformes; Passerellidae. The record is from RefSeq and is a predicted model, not a curated record. Gene Ontology annotation, biological process: cell adhesion; bicellular tight junction assembly. Gene Ontology annotation, cellular component: plasma membrane; bicellular tight junction.